CUCAAGCCCUACCUGCUUCCAGCUCUCCAGCCCGGCCGGAUUCCAGGUCUGCGACUCCUGCUCCAGAAGCAAGCUCCGGUCCGGUUUCUACCGCCUCGCCCACUGCUGAAUCUGCGGUUCCAGGCCGGAUCUUGGCGGCAGCCGCACUCUCAGCUCCCGCUGAAUCAGCGUCUUCGCCAGCUGUAUCAGCGCUGUCCGCGGCUCCGGCCGCCUCUGUAUCAGCGCUGCCCGCGGCUCCGGCCGCCUCUGACCCUGUUCCCGCGGCUCCGGCCGCCUCUGACUCUGCACCCGCCGCGCCUGCCCAAGCUGCACCCGCCGCGCCUGCCCAAGCUGCACCCGCCGCGCCUGCCCAAGCUGCAGUGCCUGCCGCCCACGUGGUGCCCACUGCUUCAGCUCCAGUGCCAGCGGUGCCCGCCGCUCCUGUGUCUGCAAUGCCUGCCACCCACGUGGUACCCACUGCUUCAGCUCCAGUGCCAGCGGUGCCCGCCGCUCCUGUGUCUGCAGUGCCUGCCACCCACGUGGUACCCACUGCUUCAGCUCCAGGGCCAGCGGUGCCCGCCGCUCCUGUUCCUGUACCUGCUCCAAGAACAAUGUUUGGCCCUAGGCCCCGUGUCCCUAGGCCAGCAAGGCCUCCUGACUUUGCCCCCAGUCCUGUGCCCAGGCUGUCCCCACAGACUUUUGCUGGUCCUGGGCACCCUCCUAUGUUUUUGGUCCCCCUGUCUCUCCCUGUCCUGGUCCCCGUAUCUGUGUUCGUUCAUGUUCCUGUCCCCUUAGGUUUUUCUGUUCCUGUCCCCGUCACUGUGCUAGUUUCUGUCCCUGUAAGUGUAUUUGUCCCGGUUCUCUCGUCCACAGUCCAGUCUCUGUCCCAGUCUAACGUCCAACCCCAUGUCCAGUCUUUCGUCCAGUCUCCGUCCCCUGUCCAGUCUUUGUUCAUGUCCCCUGCCCUGUCCGCGUCCCUGCCCGAUGUACAGCCCUCUGUCCAGUCUCAGUUCUCGUCCCCUGUCCGGUCUCUGCUUUUCCCACCUCCCCAGUCUCCAUUCCAGUCCCAGUCUGUAUCCCCUGUCCAGCCCAAUGUCCAGUCUCCGUUUAUGCCCACUGUCCAGUCCCCUGUUCAGUCUCAUUUCCCAUCCCCUGUCCUGCCCAAUAUCCAGUCUCCAUUUGUGUCUAGUGUCCAGUCUAACGUCCAAUGUCCGUUCACAUCCUUAGUCCAGUCCCCUGUUCGAUCUCCAGUCCAGUCCCCUUUGUUGUCUAGGGUCCAGUCUGUGUUUCAGUUUCCUGUCCCGUCCUUUGGCCAGUCUCCUCUCGUCUGUGCUCAGUCUUAGUCUUGUUUGGUAUCCUGUUGUGUUUUCCACCCCCUCUUGCCCGGCUCCUGGGGAUCUGUUUUUAUGCGCCCCGGGAGUUGCGCGUUAAAGGGGGGGUUCUGUCAGGUCUUUAGUCUGUCUGCUUCUUAUGUCUGUGUUAUUCUCAGGUCUGUGUUUAAUUCCCAGUGUUUUUCCACUCACCUGUGUUCAUUUGUAGCUCCGCCCCUUCGUCCCAGGUGUUUCCUGUUUCCUGUGUGUGUGCACCUCUAUUUAAGGUCCGUGUUCCAUUUCCCCGGUGUCGAUCCUUGUACGUUUAUUGUCUGUCAGUGCUCCAUGUUUUCCCAAGUUUCCUCAGUCCUGUUUUUCAAUAAAUCCCUUUUUGUUUGCAUUUGCGUCCGCCUCCGCGUCCUCCCAGCACCCGCACCUGACAGAAGGAUCGACCAAAUAUGGACACAGCAAACAAGUGGACCGGCUCCAGGUUGGCGAUCCGCCAUGCAGCAUGCGGGACCCCGGCGUUGGAAUCCCCGAGGCCUAAAGGAC
Molecule: messenger RNA, 1841 nt
Organism: Astyanax mexicanus (Mexican tetra)
Lineage: Eukaryota; Metazoa; Chordata; Actinopteri; Characiformes; Acestrorhamphidae
Exons: 2
Coding region: 432-1322 (296 amino acids)
Source: RefSeq, a predicted model, not a curated record